AUGCAUUUCUCUGCCAUCGCAAUCCUCUGCUCGGUCUUCGCAUUAUCCAGCACCGCUAGCCCUGUGGUGUCUUCAUCUGUGAACUUCACGAAUGAGGUUUUCGAGAAGCGUCAAGCCGUUGAAACUGAGUACGAAGCUCUAUUCAAGACCGCCAAGCGCUGCUGCAUUAAUUGCGACAACCCCUAUGCCCGAUGUGGCGCCAGUGAGAACGGAAAGCGCGAAGCUGUCGAGACCGAGCAAGAAGCUUUGUUUGGAACCGUCAAGCGUGGUGAUACUGCUGGUGCUCCACAGUGGCCCACCAAGCGUUGCUGCAUCCUAUGUGACAACCGUUACGCCCGAUGUAGCUCGAGCGACAAGCGUGAUUUUGUUUCAACCCUGGAAGAGGCCGUUGAGGAUACGAACUAG
This is a messenger RNA of Penicillium cosmopolitanum, 405 nucleotides long. RefSeq lists its product as uncharacterized. The transcript is spliced from 2 exons. Bases 1 to 405 code for a protein of 134 amino acids. The record is from RefSeq and is a predicted model, not a curated record. NCBI's taxonomy places the organism in Eukaryota, Fungi, Ascomycota, Eurotiomycetes, Eurotiales, Aspergillaceae.